CUGCGUCAUCAGUAACGGAAGCAGGAAAACACGACCAGGUCCAAAGUCUAGUAAUGAGUGCGUGAAGUAUUCAAGAUGACUCAGGUAAGCCAUCAUCCAUGGGGAGAGUGGCCUGGCCAGGGCACCGUGGACCUGUGGGUUGUCCAGUCUCCUCAGGUGAAGGUGGAAGUCCUAACCUUAGGUGCCAUUAUCAGAUCAGUGAGCUACAGAGGGAACGAUGGACAAAUGGAGGAUGUAGUCCUUGGCUAUGAUAACCUGGAAGGUUAUGUAUCAGAUAAGCGGUACCUGGGCGCUGUGGUGGGCCGUGUGGCAAACAGGAUUGCAAAGGGACGUUUUGUCCUUGAGGGAAAGGAGUACCAGCUGGAUCUUAACAAUGGACCAAAUGCGCUGCAUGGAGGCCUGCGAGGCUUCAACAAGGCUAUCUGGCUUGCUGCAGCAGUGGAAGGUGGUGUGCAGCUGAGUCUUACCAGUCCAGAUGGAGACCAGGGUUAUCCUGGUGAAGUUCAGGUCUCUGUCUCCUACACACUGCAGGGGGAAGAACUAACUGUUGAAUACCAAGCACAGGCUAACAAAACUACCCCCAUCAACCUCACCAACCAUUCCUACUUCAACCUGGCCGGACAGGGUGUAGCAGAUAUCUACGACCAUCAGGUGUCCAUCACUGCACAGUCGUACCUGCCUGUGGAUGACACAUCAAUUCCUACAGGAGAGAUCAGAGAGGUGAAAGACACACCCUUUGACCUCAGAGAACCAGUUCUCAUUGGCCCUCGUCUGAAGGAACUUCAAGGCCCAGGGUUUGACCACAACUUCUGUUUGUCAUCACCCGGAGGUCCAUGGACAGAGAAACGCGCUGCCAGAGUCUGUCACCCAGCAAGUGGGCGUGUCUUAGAGGUUUCUACUAACCAGCCAGGAGUCCAGUUCUACACUGCCAACUUCCUGGAUGGCUCCAUCGCAGGAAAGUGUGGUUGUAGAUGGAAGUUAACCUUCGGUCAAGUUCACUUCCUGGCCUUACAUGGAUAGGCAUGUAACAUAUCCUUCACGUUAAUCUGCAGAGCUCUCUAGAGACUCAUCUGUCUGAGACUCUUUGAUUGCUCCCAUCUCCAGAAUAGUUUUUAAUUCCUUCACGCCUACUUUUCAUUGACUUCUAAACUCUUGAAUGCAUUGUCACACUUUGGCAAGUCUAUAGGUAUAUAUAUUAUCUAGGUUUAUGCCUCCUGGUAGGGUAGACAGCAAAAUGCUGUUGUGGCAUGCAAACAUAUGCUCUCUUGGAUGGUAUAAGUUGGUCAUCACAAAUGAGCAAAGUGUGAUUGGCAAUCUGGCACCUGAGGCCCCAACUUAUCAGAUACCAAAGUCAUUCAGCAGGCUCCUCGGAGAAACGGGCUUUGCCUCUCCAAACUUUUAGGAGGUUGAAAUCUGUGUUGCUACACCUCUGUCAGAGAAGACAAGCUCAUAAGUAUCACAGUCCAUACAUAUAGUCACUUUUCCCUGAUUGCAUCCAUUGUCAUGUAUGAUCUUUCAAAGUCUUCCUCAGAACUCGACCAGACCGUAUGUGUGGUACUGACAAACAGUCAUCCAAACAGACGUAAUUAACCAUUAGUCUGCUCAGAAUCUCCUUUGGGAUUCCAGCUCUGAGGAUAACCUGAAAUAGUGUCCAUGUAACUCCCUCUGCAGAAAUGUUGUGAGGUUGCAUUACUUUGGGAUAUUGAUAAUAGGGCUUUGGAGCGUGAUGUCACAGGGGUGGGCGUGGAAAGGAUUUUGGCCCGAUCCGCCAUUUUGGGGGUCUAAGUAAGGAGCCAAAGCAUAGCCAUGGUUCGUACUUGCUGUGUGCUCGGCUGCAAUGUUCGAUCUUACGACCGGCACGGGAAUAAGUUUGGAUUGU
Maylandia zebra (zebra mbuna) is the source of this 1879-nucleotide messenger RNA. The record is from RefSeq and is a predicted model, not a curated record. NCBI's taxonomy places the organism in Eukaryota, Metazoa, Chordata, Actinopteri, Cichliformes, Cichlidae.